This is a messenger RNA of Camellia sinensis, 916 nucleotides long. NCBI's taxonomy places the organism in Eukaryota, Viridiplantae, Streptophyta, Magnoliopsida, Ericales, Theaceae. The record is from RefSeq and is a predicted model, not a curated record.
GUUUAAUUCAAGGUCCACCUGGCACAGGGAAAACUAUGACUUUUGCAGCAAUUGUAUACCAUAUGGCCAAACAAGGCCAGGGCCAGGUUUUGGUUUGUGCUCCAAGUAAUGUGGCUGUUGACCAGCUAGCUGAAAAGAUCAGUGCAACAGGAUUGAAGGUUGUUAGGCUCUGUGCAAAAUCAAGGGAAGCUGUAAGUUCUCCCGUGGAGCAUUUAACUCUUCACUAUCAGGUUUCUUUAAAAUUCCAGUUUGCAGGAUUAUUUUUCAGAGAAUUAUCCAGCAGUGAUGAGAAGAAAUAUAAAGCUCUGACGCGAGCAACAGAGAGGGAGAUAUCUCAGAGUGCUGAUGUCAUUUGUUGCACAUGUGUUGGUGCUGGCGAUCCUCGAUUGGCUAAUUUUAGAUUUCGCCAGGUCCUUAUUGAUGAAUCUACUCAAGCAACUGAGCCCAAGUGUCUUAUUCCCUUGGUUCUUGGCGUGAAGCAGUGGAAUUUAUCUAAUUUGGUCAUUAUGCUGAGGAAUAGAUAUAGAGCAGUGACGACCAAGCAAGCUCUAAUGGCGGACCAGAGCUCUCUAGCUUCUCUCUCCCCAAAUCACACCAUACCCAUUUCUUCUUUCUUUGGUUCUCCAAGGUUUUUCAAUGGGUUUCAAGCAAUGGGUCACUCUGAAACUGAAACAAUGAGUCCUAUUCCUAGUUCAAUUCAUGACAUCAAACCAUUCUCCUCUGCUGGCAACCAAUUCCCCAACAAUUUCUCAGGAAACAAACACUCCUGGGAAAAAUUAAACCCGAAAGGCAUUGGUCUUUCAUAGUACUUGUAUGUAUAAUUAGUUUGAAUUGCAUCUUUUCUGCCAAUCUGUUUUGUAAUAGCUUUCAACUUACCACUAGGCACUAGUUUAAUUUUAUUUCAUCUUGGAAUUGA